Messenger RNA from Pistacia vera, 1250 nucleotides. RefSeq names its product ras-related protein RABC2a-like. NCBI's taxonomy places the organism in Eukaryota, Viridiplantae, Streptophyta, Magnoliopsida, Sapindales, Anacardiaceae. The record is from RefSeq and is a predicted model, not a curated record. The transcript is spliced from 6 exons. Gene Ontology annotation, molecular function: GTP binding; GTPase activity. Bases 179 to 820 code for a protein of 213 amino acids.
CACCAUUGUCUGAACUUGGAACCUGAGGAAAUUUCUUCAUUUGGUUUCAUUCUUUUCGUCUUUGUUUUGUAUGAACUGAGAAAAGUACAUGACGCUGAAAUCUGAACAACAAGGAGAAGAAGCUAUAGUUUCAUGUUUUUGUUUCAUUUGAAUCGGGGGCAGAAUUGAAGAAGGAAAAAUGGAUUCUUGUUUAAAAGGGAAGAGCAAUAGUUAUGACUACUCGUUCAAGAUUUUGUUGAUUGGUGAUUCGGGAGUUGGAAAGAGUAGUCUUCUUCUCAGUUUCAUCUCCGACACUGUUCAGGAUCUUUCCCCCACAAUUGGUGUGGAUUUUAAGCUCAAACAAAUCACAGUUGGUGGGAAAAGAAUGAAACUGACAAUUUGGGACACUGCUGGACAGGAGAGAUUUGGGAUACUAACGAGCUCUUACUAUAGAGGUACACAUGGAAUUAUUCUCGUUUAUGACGUAACACGUCGAGAAACCUUUACAAACUUGUCAGAUAUAUGGGCGAAGGAAAUAGAGCUUUACUCCACCAAUCAUGAGUGUGUCAAAGUUUUAGUGGGAAAUAAAGUUGACAGGGACAGUGAAAGGGCUGUUACGAGAGAGGAGGGAAUGGCUCUUGCACAGAAGUAUAAAUGUUCAUUUCUUGAAUGUAGCGCCAAAACUCGAGAAAAUGUGCAGCAAUGUUUUAAAGACCUCAUACAUAAGAUGCUGGAGGUACCCAGUUUAUUGGAAAAAGGAUCUUUAGUAGUGAAGAAACAGAGUUUGAAAGACAAACAAGUUUACAAGGCACCUCAUGGUAGUGGCGGUUGCUGUUCUUGAAUAAUAUGCUCAGACACACAGAUUCAAUACAGAUCAUACAACUCACAGAAUCAAUAUAGAAAUGCCCCCGGCAAUUAGAACAACGACAACUGGAUUGUUCGAUGUCUCCAAGUAAUUCAGAAUCAGUUUGUGUAGAUAAUUGUUUGUUGUCAUUAAGAUUUUGGAGUACUUAUAGUUGUUCCUAUGUGGGGACUUAAGGGAGGGAUUGAAAUCCUUUUUUCCAGCUCAUGUAAAUCUCCGUCUCUUUCGCUUUUCGAAAUUUUUAUUCGUAAAAUCUACAGCCUGCAGAUGUUAGAGUCAGCAUUAUAUUUGGGUCAGUGACAUACCUGAAGAAUGCAGAUUUUGGGGUGAAUAAUGUUUUGGUAUAAAAAGAUUUGCAAUGUACUGUGGUUCAAAUUGAAAGGCUUUACACAUCACUUGAUAGUGGAAA